Molecule: messenger RNA, 1906 nt
Organism: Nymphaea colorata (pocket water lily)
Lineage: Eukaryota; Viridiplantae; Streptophyta; Magnoliopsida; Nymphaeales; Nymphaeaceae
Exons: 1
Coding region: 613-1437 (274 amino acids)
Source: RefSeq, a predicted model, not a curated record
UCGUAAAAGGCACAAAUGAGACGAAAGAGAAGACAAAGAAGAGAGCGCGCGAUCUCUCUCUCUCUCUCUGAGAGUCUUCCUCUUCUACCACACACCCUCUUCUCUAGAAUCCCACUACUGAUGCUUAUCAAGUCAACUUCGAAAACGUCUUCCUUUAAUUGGGAAUUUGAAUGAGGUGGGAGGAACGGACCAAAGUCUGAAAUUCAAAAGCCUUUCUUUGAGUGGAGUUUUGCACGAUUCCUUUCUACCCAUUUGUUUUUUCAAGAGAGAGAAUCGCCGGCCGGCUUCCCUUACCCGAGAAAGGAAAAAGGUACUUCCUAUUUGAAUUUGCAGACGAAGACGAUGAAAAGGCGAGAGGACGAGAGGGGGAUGAAAAUGGCAAAAGCCGACUGCACCACUUUUUGUAGUGGUCGCCUCCUUCUCCCAUCGUUCCAUUUCUGCACCUUCAUCUGUUUGUCUUCUCCCUCUCCUUCCCCAUGAACUCACCACCCUUCUUGCUACAUAUAUCCUUGCUCUUCUCUCGAUAUCAACAUCUCCUUGCGCUGAAUUAAGUCCCCCCCAUCCUUCCUUGAAAAACUCUCUCUCUCGCUCUCUCUCUGUCGGAAAGACUCGAUGAUGGCGUCGGGAUGGGAUUCCAGCGAAGAGGAGGCCUUGUCGUUCUGCAACCUGCCUUUAGGUGGACCUAAAGAGACGAGCAAGGAGCCGAAACUUCCCUCCUCGGACGACUUCGAGUUCACCUCGUGGUCGGCCGUCCUAUUGCCGGAAUCCGACGACAUGUGCGUCGCUGACGACGUCAUCUCUGACGGACAGCUCCUUCCUUUUCGGCCUCCCGAGAGCUCCGGAAGAGAGCUUCUCGGUUCGGCGGGGGAACCUGCCGUCCCGAGUCGCUGCGAGUCGCUGGACCGCUCCUGGUGCUUCACCAGCAGCAAACAGGGCAACGGUCUCUGUGAUUCCGAGCCAGACAGGCGGCGGGCGUCGACGGGCUCUGGAGGUUUCUUUGCGAUGGCCAGUCCGAAACCCGGGAUGACGGGGGGGAGUUUCCCGGCGGUGGUCGUCGGGAGGAAGAAGGAGGGGGCGACCAAGAUGGGGCUCUUCCGGCUGGGGCUGGUGAGGACGCCGGAGAUAGAGUUGGGGGAUCUCAGGGAGCGGGUGAAGAAGAAGGAGGAGAUGGGGAGAAGCCGAAGCGGGUCGUCCUCAUCGUCAUCAUCGUCGUUGCCAUCUUCUCCGUCGUCCUGGAAGGUUUUCCCGCAGCUGGAUUGCAAAUGCUCGGCCGUCGACACCGUGUCGGCCGUGAUUACGAGACGAAAAGGGGAGACGAGACGAGUCAGGGAAGGUGAAGACGAAGAGGAGAUGAAGAUUCGGUUGCUGAAGCAGAAGAGCGAGGCUUCUCGGCUUCGCACCUUUGAGUGGCUCAAUGGGCUGCCAAGGGCUCGAUGAACCGGAAGACGUCUCGGUCCAUCGUAUCGUAACGAUCCGAAUCGAAUACCAACCCGAGUUACAGUGUCCUGAACCAGGAAGCAAUUCUCAUUGUAGUAGCAAUGGAGUAGAAGAAGACCUGAAAGGUCUGGAAUUCACAAACAAGGUCAAAUAAAACCAGACAAAGGUUCAUGAGCUUGGUUGGAAUUCAGGAACUUGGUAGCGUUGAAACCAAACUGUAUCUUGCUGCCGAAAAUUUUUGAUAUACUUUGUUCGUUAUGUGCAGUUAGUUCGUAAGCAAGAAAGAUAGCAGCUGGUAUUUGACGGGUUGUCCCUGGUACCAAACGAUGGCAUGUAUAGAGGAAAAUAGUCGCAAUUUGGACUUUGUUUAUGGUUAACGCGUUGAUCUUCUUUACGAUUUUAAUUAUUCGUUGUAACCCUUUGCAGCAUACGGCCGAUAUGUGCCUGAAUGGAUGGAUGGAUUUCUGGA